AUGGCCUCAAAGUUUGUUGUGUUCACCUUAUUGGUUGCCGCCGUUCAUGGCAGUGCAGUCCACGGUGACUUCACCAGCUUCUCAUAUGGUGUAGCAGACCCACACACUGGAGAUGUCAAAAGCCAGCAGGAAACCCGGGUUGGAGGCAAUGUACGGGGACAAUACUCCCUGCUCGAGUCUGAUGGAACUCGGCGGACAGUCGACUACGCAGCUGAUGACCACAGUGGAUUCAACGCUGUUGUACGCAAAGACCCUGCCCUAGUCGCUCAUGCCGUCGCCGCCCCCGUUGUAUCUUCAUACGCAUACGGUGCCCAUUCUGCACCUGUUGCAUACGCAGCCCAUGCUGCUCCCCUUGCCUACAACACAUACGCCGCUCAUUCCGCUCCUCUUGCAUACAACGCAUACGCCGCUCCCCUUGCAUACAACGCAUAUGCCACCCCUCUUGCCCGCGCUGUUGUCUCUCCCCUCGGUUACGGCUACGGAGCUCAUGGCUACGGCGCUCGGUUAGGAUGGUAA
This is a messenger RNA of Leptidea sinapis, 516 nucleotides long. Its product is annotated as larval/pupal rigid cuticle protein 66-like. Lineage: Eukaryota; Metazoa; Arthropoda; Insecta; Lepidoptera; Pieridae. The coding region runs from base 1 to 516 and encodes 171 amino acids. The transcript is spliced from 2 exons. The record is from RefSeq and is a predicted model, not a curated record. Gene Ontology annotation, cellular component: extracellular matrix.